AUGGCAGAAGAGCUUGGAGCAGCAGCCAUCCCCACCCACCUGCCCGAGCUCUUCCUGGCCUUCGCCACCACCCUGCUCGCCCACCCCCCGCCGCCGCAGGAGCCGCAUCCCGUCGACGCCCACUGCAGCCUGUCCGCGGCGAUCACCAGCCUGUUCGGCUUCCUCUACGGCCUCGCGCCCUGCAACUUCCUCGCCUUCCUGCGCAGCCCCACGGAUGCCCUCCAGGCCUUCCGCCCCGACACUCCCGGGCCCGCCCUCGACGCCCUCCUCCAUCGCGCCGCACGCCUCCCGCUCGACACCCUCCACGCCCUCGUCCUCCCCAUCAUCGACCAGCACAGGCUCGCCCCACACAUCCUCCGCCCCGACCCCGCCGCCGAGCGCAAGGAACUCGCGCACAGACUCCGCCUCUGCGAGCCCGCCGAGAUCCUCGAGACCUGCCAGCGCACCCGCAUCCAAGCCCCCUGUCCAUCCCCGCCCAUCCCCAACCGGCUCCUGCGCACCCAGCUCCACGUCGAGCUCUAUCUGCGCUCGCAGCACCUGCAGCAGCUGGGCUCGGUGCACAAGCAGCACAUCGGCGGCGCGGGCCUGGAAGCCGAGAACCAGAACCUCCUGCGGAUGAACAAGGAGCUGCGCAAGAAGCUGGCCCUCAACCUCGGCGCCCGGCCCGACGCCCAGGCCGCCUCGGCCGCCGACCAGCGCAACAAGGCCGUCUACCACGCCCUCAUCAAGGCCCGCAACGCCAAGCUCAAGGAGGACAACCUCGCGCUCAUCAGCACCCGCGCCGCCCUGCGCGGUCAGCUCGCCGAGCAGGCCAAGGUCGUCGCCAUCCAGGCCGCCAACCUCGCCGCCGUCCAUGCCGAAGCGCACGAGCUGCGCAACAGACUCGCGCUCCAGGCGCCCCAGCUGCGCGUCCUGGCCGGCCUCGAGCUCCAGACCGCCCGGCUCGCCCGCGCCCUGCUCGUCUGGGACGACGACCUGCGCCGGAUCCGCGCCGCCGCCGGCCGCGUCGACGCGCUGCGGGCGUCCUGGAAGCAGGCCGCGUCCGCGGCGGCGAGUCUGGAGACCGAGGCCGCCCGGCUGCGCGCCGCCCUCCAGUCCCAGCAGACCCGCAUCGCCGCCCUCGAGGCCGCAAACGCCGCCCUCAGCGCCCGCGCCGCCGUCUCCCAAAGGCAAGCCGGACGAGACCCCGCCGUCGCCCGGCUGGCCGCCCUCGUCGACCGCUAUCGGGCCCUCAACGCGGCGCUUACCCGGCGCAUCACGGCGAUGCGCCAGCGCCGGGCCGGCGGAGGCAAGACGCCCGAGCAAGCGGCCCAGGUCGCUGCGGGGUUCUGGGGCCCGACGUGUGCUCGGUGGGGCAUUGGUGUGGCCUGGAGAGUCCGCCAAGCGGGGACACAACCUGGGUGCAUCCCCCUUGGCUGGGAGUGCGCAAGGAGCCCCGGCCCUUCCACGCCGGACCACGGCCGCCAGCCGCGGGAUGAGAAGCCUUGGAGGCCGGGCCAGACGGCCGCCCGGGGCACCACGAGGGCCGAGAACGGCGCGCCCAGAGAGCGGGCUCUCUCUGCCGCUCCUCGGUCCUCGCAGAACCUCUGCGUCCGCACGGCCGCACAGGGCCCAAACACGCCCUCCAUCACCCGUUACGGGCCAGAUGGGGUGUGCGCCUGGAUGCGAGACGCCGAGGGAGAGCGCCCCGUCCAGCGCCCGCUCCCGGCGCUGGGUGGCGCGGCGCCCGCCCGCCUGGCCCGCGCCCUUUGGCAAUCCCUCAGCACCGGGCCCGUUCCGCGCCGGCAGCGCACUUGUGGCUUUGGGGGGCUGAGCGGGCCUUUCCGGCCCCGACUGGCUUCAGGGCUUCCGGCGGCCGACGCCGGACAACAGAUACCAUCGGAUGGACAGGCUCGGCCGCCGACGACGCUAUCGCUAUCGCUCAGCACACGCACCUGGAGUAUGAUGAGUUCAGUGCAAGUUACAACUCAUCUGUAA
Puccinia triticina is the source of this 1977-nucleotide messenger RNA. RefSeq lists its product as uncharacterized. Bases 1 to 1977 code for a protein of 658 amino acids. The record is from RefSeq and is a predicted model, not a curated record. Gene Ontology annotation, biological process: regulation of cell cycle; negative regulation of TOR signaling. The transcript has 11 exons. NCBI's taxonomy places the organism in Eukaryota, Fungi, Basidiomycota, Pucciniomycetes, Pucciniales, Pucciniaceae. Gene Ontology annotation, cellular component: TSC1-TSC2 complex.